AUGGGACGGUGGGGCAGUGCACUCACAUGCAAAUUCGACGGACGCCCAUGUUGCUGGGCCAAUGUACCUCCACCAGAUGACCAGCUCGACUGGCAUGUGGGCACUGCUGGCAGCUAUCUGGUCGCCUACGCUCGGGGAGCAGCUCCUUCAGAUGAGGCGCAGUUUGCUUCGUGUUCCAUUGGAUGUUCGGCCAGUGACAUCACUGUGCGAGCUAAGCAUUGGACUUCCGAAAAUGUUCUACUGCAAGUGUGCCUUCGAGAGUCUUUCCCGAAUGCCGGUGUGGUGCAUAAUCCUCUUCUCAAUUGUCAGGAGUUCCCAGCAUCUGAUGGAUUGACCGCGACUGAGCUUGUAUUACCCAAGACCUCUUUAGUUGACAUUGUAUUUGUCGCUUCUAACUUCAUCGGCGAAAGUGGAGACGUUGCCAUUUUGAGUGACAUUGAAGUUUCCUACGAUAGAAACGGCCCCGAAUGUGAAGAACCAAACGAUGAACAGCUACAGAGCGCUGUUUCGCAACCGAAAUCACAACCUCACCCUCAGCCUCAAGUUCCCCGGCCAACAGAAACUCAUCGUCAAGAAUUCCGCAGUCAACAUGCUGAGUCACGCAAGUCAGCAAUGCACGGUGAGAAGACUCUUGCAGGUGAAGGCAGUGAGGAUAGCGUCCAAGAGGGAGGACAGGCCGCAUUCGGAGCGCAGAAGCCUAUUUCCACCGACCGUCUCGGCCACGAGAUAGAAGAAGCAGACGCGUACCAAUCGCAAUCCAUUCGCGGACUUACCACAAAAUUCCAGGUUGUUAGUGGACAGUUCAUGAAUAGAGUAACUGGUGUGAAAGAAAGCAGUGAAGGUGAUUACUACGCAGCCACUUUCUUAUUCCCACGUGAAAUGGCUGGUCUUGAAGCUUCUACCGAGCCAUUCACAGAGAAGUCCCGGCUGCGAUUCCAGUACUACGAGGGCACACACGGAGUGCAGCUUAAGGGAUGCUGCAGCUCCAUCGAAACCUGUCCCUUCAGCUCCGACAAGUUCGUAACAGUGUCGGACCGAGUUUGGAAGACUGCCAGUUUCCGAUGUCCGAAAGGAACUGAUAAGGUUAUAUUCCUUUGUGAGAACACACGAACGAACCAAGGUGCGUGCGCAAUAGAUGAUCUUGGAAUGGUUGAAUCAGAAGGUUCACUCAAGGAUGUUAGACCUCUAUGUUAA
Messenger RNA from Strongylus vulgaris, 1194 nucleotides. NCBI's taxonomy places the organism in Eukaryota, Metazoa, Nematoda, Chromadorea, Rhabditida, Strongylidae. The record is from the annotation of a GenBank genome assembly.